Miscanthus lutarioriparius is the source of this 1215-nucleotide messenger RNA. The record is from the annotation of a GenBank genome assembly. NCBI's taxonomy places the organism in Eukaryota, Viridiplantae, Streptophyta, Magnoliopsida, Poales, Poaceae.
AUGUCCUCCAACGUGAUGGAACUACCGCGUCCGCCGGCAGAGGAAGACACCACCGCUUCUGACGUGCUCACCAACGGAGAUCUCCUUGACAAGAUCCUUCUCCGCCUCGGAUGCCGGAGCUGCCUCGUUAGUGCCGCGCUCACCAGCAAGCACUGGCUGCGCGCUGCCUCCGGGCUCUUCGUCCCUGACUUCUGUGUGCGCCACCGGCCGCGCCUACUCGGGGUCUAUGUCUCCAGUUGCGGCAUCUCUGGCUUGGAGUUCAUCCCGCUGCUGCAACGACCUGAUGUACUCAACCAUGCCGACUUCGGUUUCGGCAACUUGCCGGUGCCGAACGUUUGGGACUGCCGAAAUGGAAUCGUCCUCUUCGAGUUCGGCGGCGAGACCUUCCAACACGCUGGUAUCUCUGUGCGCUCCCCACUGCUGUACCCUUACAUGGAUAAGGCCGUGGUGCUCCCGCGGCCGCCGCAAGCCGCCUUGUGCUACCGCGUCAACGUCCGCACCUGGGAGUCAUCGGACAAUACGGUCACGGUGAUGGUGUGUGUCCUGCGGUCCGGCUCCUGGGGCAUCCACUGCAUAGCCACAGAUCGUCUCACUAAGUCGCCGGUCCAGAUCCUGCCAACUACUGUGCUUGCCGGCGGCAAGAUCUACAUGGCGACCCAAGCGGGGUACAUCCUGGGACUGAAACUGGCCACCAAGGGAUUCUUCAUCGUCGAUCUCCCUGAGGGUGUGGAGCAUGAUCAGUACCCAGGCAACUUUGUCCACUGUCGGGGAGACGACUCUGUCCUCUACCUCUUCCAUGUGGAUGGGGACAACAUGGUCAACAACGUCUGGCUCCGUAGGAUGAACGACGACCACGGGCAUGGCGGCGCUGGUGCUGCUGGCGGCAGCACCAACGGGUGGGUGCUCAGGGACACCAUUUCCGUGCGUGAGACUUGUGGCCAUCUCAUGGAGCAGGGUUGGGAGACGGCAGGCGAUGAGGAUGUGGACGCCGCCACAGUAAUGGUGAUCGGCGCUGGGGACAAUGCCGAGUUCGUGUUCUUGGAGCUCGGUAUAACUGGCAUCGUCGUGUACAUGCAUAUCAAGACCAGGGAGGUGUAUCAGAGGGAGCCAGACGAUGACUACUUGAUUAGUGUUCGUCCAUUCAUGUUCAUUAGGCCUCCUGUUUUCCCAGUACAGGAUGCUCUUGAAGGCGAGGCCGCACCACAUCAGGAGUAA